GUCUUCCUGGCGGAAUAUUCGUCCGGGUCGGAAAAAUUGGAAGUUGCUGUGAAAACGAUGCGCCAGGAGGCCACUCGCGAUGCCCGCUUGAAAUUCAUGAAGGAAGCACGCUUGAUGCGGCGAUACGAGCACAAGCACGUGGUCCGGAUUCUUGGCGUAGCCGUACACGAGCACCCACUGAUGAUCGUAAUGGAGAACUGCCCUGGUUUGUUUUUCGCACAAUCAUACUGGCAUCAGAAGUCAAAUUCACUUCUUUGCCCUUAUAUCUCACUUAGGAGGGAGUCCAGUUAUCACAGAACAGGAAUAUUGUACAGUUUUUAAUA
Messenger RNA from Gongylonema pulchrum, 323 nucleotides. NCBI's taxonomy places the organism in Eukaryota, Metazoa, Nematoda, Chromadorea, Rhabditida, Gongylonematidae. The record is from the annotation of a GenBank genome assembly.